This is a messenger RNA of Hypomesus transpacificus, 2551 nucleotides long. It is a transcript of the gene sptlc1, whose product is annotated as serine palmitoyltransferase, long chain base subunit 1. Gene Ontology annotation, cellular component: endoplasmic reticulum. Gene Ontology annotation, biological process: sphingosine biosynthetic process; ceramide biosynthetic process. Gene Ontology annotation, molecular function: serine C-palmitoyltransferase activity; pyridoxal phosphate binding. The record is from RefSeq and is a predicted model, not a curated record. Lineage: Eukaryota; Metazoa; Chordata; Actinopteri; Osmeriformes; Osmeridae. The coding region runs from base 43 to 1545 and encodes 500 amino acids. The transcript is spliced from 16 exons.
GAAGAAGAAGUGGGAAACUGACGUUAUAUCACGUGGUGUAAAAUGGCGUCAGGGCAACAGUGGGUGCUAGUGGAAAUGGUGCAGGCAUUCUACGAGACACGAUUGACAGAUGGCUGUGGCCAAUACUGUCGUACUACGGAUGUGCUUUUCCUUUCGAGUCCAAUCAUGGCACCUGCGUACCAUCUGAUCUUGGAAGGGAUCCUUAUCUUAUGGAUCAUCAGACUCCUGUUUUCCAAAACCUACAAACUUCAGGAACGUUCUGAUCUUAAUGAGAAGGAAAAAGAGGAAUUGAUUGAAGAAUGGCAACCAGAACCUCUUGUUCCUUCUGUUUCCAAAGACCACCCUUCACUAAAUUAUGAUAUUGUAACAGGCCCACCAAGCCACAAAAUCAUUGUCAAUGGAAAAGAGUGCAUUAACUUUGCCUCAUUUAACUUCUUGGGUUUUCUCGAAAAUGAGCGGGUGAUGCAAAAGGCCCUUGCAUCUCUCAAGAAGUAUGGUGUUGGUACUUGUGGCCCAAGAGGAUUCUAUGGAACCUUUGAUGUACAUUUGGAACUGGAGGAUCGCUUGGCCAAGUUCAUGCGAACAGAAGAGGCGAUUAUCUAUUCCUAUGGCUUUGCAACAAUUGCAAGUGCAAUACCUGCAUAUUCCAAGAGAGGGGAUAUAGUGUUUGUGGAUGAAGCAGCAUGCUUCUCUAUACAGAAGGGUCUUCAAGCCUCCCGCAGUUUCAUCAAAUACUUCAAACACAAUGACAUGGAGGACCUUGAGCGACUCCUCAAAGAGCAGGAGAUUGAGGAUCAGAAGAACCUUCGGAAAGCUAAAGUAACCAGGAGAUUUGUCGUAGUUGAGGGGCUGUACAUAAACACAGCAGAUGUGUGUCCUCUCCCAGAACUGGUGAAGCUGAAAUACAAGUACAAAGUACGCAUCUUCUUGGAGGAGAGCAUGUCAUUUGGUGUACUUGGCGAGCAUGGACGUGGGGUUACCGAACACUUUGGGGUCAAUUUUUUGAUUCAGAUUGAUGAUAUAGACCUUAUCAGUGCAAACAUGGAAAACGCGGUGGCCUCCAUAGGUGGCUUCUGCUGUGGAAGGUCGUUUGUCAUAGACCAUCAGCGUCUGUCAGGUCAGGGAUACUGUUUCUCUGCCUCCCUACCCCCGAUGCUUGCUGCUGCUGCCAUUGAAGCCCUCAACAUCAUGGAGGAGGACCCGGGUAUUUUUUCUGUACUGAGGGAAAAGUGCAAACAUGUCCACUCUGCAUUGCAGGGAACACCUGGUCUGAAGGUGGUUGGGAUGUCUUUCGCCCCUGCACUUCACCUGCAGCUGGAGAGAAGCUCUGGAUCCAGAGAGACUGAUGUGGAAACUCUCCGCAAAAUUGUGGAUUAUUGUUUGGACAGACAGGUGGCACUCACCCUGGCUCGGUACCUAGAGAAAGAAGAGCGAUUCCUCCCUCAACCUACCAUUCGUGUGGUGGUAACUAUCGAGCAGACAGAAGAUGAGAUUGAGAAAGCUGCAUCCUGUAUCGGAGAAGCAGCUCUGGCAUUACUCAAAUGAUUCCUUGUUCCGACUGCAACUGAACCUGGAUUUCUUAACCGUCUAACACUCACAGGAUCCACCUGUUGGCUUGCCAGAGUAUAAGGGGAGAGGGAGCGUCCAUUGACGCAAGACAAGGUUUUCUCAUCCAAAAACUAAAGGCAUGAACAGUGGAUGACCAUGUGACAUGAGGAGCUAUGUCAAUACCUAAUACUUUAUCUUUCCUUCUUGCAGCUACUUUUGGUUGAUUUGAUCUUUGCCUUACCUUUUGUUCUUGUGUUUUUUGUACUGUAUCCCAGAUAUGUUUAAUUUUCUUAUUAGAUCUGUGAAUGUACAAUAUGGACCUUAUUUUGAGUUUGGGAAUAUUUUACUUUGAAUUAUGGUUAGGUCUUAAACAACUAUAAAUAUAAAUUCUGUUUUAGAAUUCUGUAUCCAAAUGACUACAUUUCCUAUGUUGUUUUCAAAAAGCUUGUGUUAAUGUGAACAAGAUUUCCUGUUUUGACCAAAGGCAGCCCUUGAAUAUUCCUGCUCCAUGCUUCUAACUGAAAUAUUUUUCUUACUGUCUUUUGGCUACUACUGAAUUUUCUUUUCCAAGGGGUCACAAAUGUUUUAUAAUUAAAAUAAUUUAAUUUACAUAAGUUAGACUAGGCCAUUUUUUAUAACUUUGUUAAAUGUUGUUCAUAAAUAAUCGAUUUUAAAUAGAUUUGCUUGCAAUAUAACUGCCAUUGUAGAAUCACGGGAUUGUUACUCAAUUUUCAAGUCUUGCGCAAAAUGUGGUGAUUACAUAAAUGUUAUGCUUGCAGAUUUUUCUGCUUUAAUCAACUUGCACUAUUGUAGCCUUAUGCACAUCAAUCUUUAUUUCACCCUUAAGCCAGCUUUAAAUCCAAUAUUACUUUGUAUAGGCUAUUACAAGUUUAAGCCUAUUGUACAUUGCAUACAACAUACAAAAUGUAGUUUGUCCCUUUGUGUCUCUGCCAACCUAAUGAAUAUUAGUCAAAUAAAUUGGGGAAAGUGGGUGGUUAACCUA